Messenger RNA from Cooperia oncophora, 960 nucleotides. The record is from the annotation of a GenBank genome assembly. Lineage: Eukaryota; Metazoa; Nematoda; Chromadorea; Rhabditida; Trichostrongylidae.
AUGUACCGACGCUCAUAUGACCUUGUGGAACUGAGUGCGUUAGACCUGAUGUUGGAAGACAUGGGGAUUUUUCAACUUUUCCGCCGGAAUGCCAUCGCGUCUGCCUUGGGAGAUCAGGCAUGGCAGUUAGAGGAAGCACUAGGAUUUGGAGCGUACAACGCUAAAGUGUGUCCUAGGCCAGAGUUUUUCAAUGAAACUGAAACUGAAAGCAUUCAUCGACCAGACUGCACUCGACCAUGGGAUACUACAACGCAGUUGUGUGCAUGCUCCGAGCCUGUGCCAUCGCACCACGAAUCAACUGCCCCACCUACUGAAUCAACUCAUCCGAGGUCUAGAAUGAGAGCGACGUCGUUACGUGAUAUGCCGGAGGCUUCUGCUGCAUGUUACGCAGAGUUUUUGAAUGAGUCAGAAGAUCGAGAAGAACAUCCUUCACUCCCUUCGUUUAACGCAAGUGGAGAUGACGAACCUACAACAAGUAACGCACAGGCAGCAUCGACAUCCCUUAUUAACUCUAUAGUUGCGCAGAGUUCUCUACCAACAGUGAAGCUUGAAACGGAUGAGUCAGCAGCUGGACCAAGCGGUUUUGACAACUCAAUUGCGGCACUCGCAGAAGGGCUUCCUAUGCCGUCGUCGGACCUGUUGUCACCUGAUGGUGGUGCAGAUGGAGCUGAUAACAGGAAGGCGAACAACAAGAAAAAACGGCCAGAUCGUUUCAAGCGAGCAAGACAGAAACGUGUCAAGGAAAUAAAGCGAGAAGUUGAUGGACUGGUCAUACCCGCGCGUAACAAAGCACUUCCGCUAAAGAAUGUCAUCCAAGGGUCGAAGACUGUGGCUGCUGCUCUUGCUGCUGCUCUUGGAUCAUCCACCUCUCCGACGGAUGCAUCUCAUUCCCAAGCUGUUCCGCAGACAGAGCAGAGAGCUGAAACUCAGGAGGAGCGGACAGGAUCCAUACGUUCUUGA